Molecule: messenger RNA, 1948 nt
Organism: Cuscuta campestris
Lineage: Eukaryota; Viridiplantae; Streptophyta; Magnoliopsida; Solanales; Convolvulaceae
Source: the annotation of a GenBank genome assembly
GGGAAAGUAAUUUAAGGUCUUAACAUUGAAAAAAUUGACACCACCAGGAUAAAUCUACGCUAAACUUUCGGUUUUCAGUGUUUCCCUUCGAUUUUUUUUCGUUCUCCAUCCGAUCUUCUCUGUCCCCUGUUGCCCUUCUCCACUCCGAUCUUCUUCCUGUCGCAGCUCUCCCAUCCGCGAUCUUCGUCGACGACCCAGACGCAGCGCCGCAACUCUAAAACUGGCGACUCCAUUCUCUCCGGUGUGAACUUUCUUUCCUCUGGUGGAUUUCAGGAGGAGAUAGAUGGAAGUAGAUUUAAUAUUUUAUUUGUAACAAAAAUUGAGAUAUAUAGGGUAGGGACUAGGGAGAGGUGGAGGGAAGUAAUUAUAGAGGGAGGUAGAUUUAAUAUUUUUAAUAUUUUAUUUGCAAAAUAUCGAGGUAAUUAGCCGCUGCCCCUCACCCAAUCGCACGAAACCAAUCGCCAUCUUCACAUCUCCUUCUUCUUCCGCCGGUUCCGAUCGCCAAUCGACAGCCUAAAUCCCAGCCCCCGGGGAACAGGUGCUGUAGAAGACAUUGGGAAAGAUAUCAUAUAUGAAGUUCAAGGGGAGCCAGAACCUGAGGCUACGGCUGCUUCUCUCCACCCUCUCUGCAACUCCGAUUCUCAUUGAGGACAUACGCUCUGACGCCACAUGGCCUGGCCUCCGCCACCACGAAGUAUCAUUCCUCCGCCUCCUAGAGAAGGUCUGUGAUGACUGCGUGGUUGAAAUCAAUGAAACUGGCACAAAGUUGAGGUACAAACCCGGGAUUGUGAUGGGUGGGAAGAAUUUAACUCAUGACUGUGGAGUGAGUCGCUCAAUUGGAUAUUUCAUGGAACCUUUGAUUGUUCUUGGCUUGUUUGGAAAGAAGCCUCUGAGUAUUAGGCUUAAAGGGAUCACAAAUGAUCCUAAGGAUCCAUCUGUUGAUACCUUUAGAUCGGCUACCUUGCCUAUUUUGAAGCAGUUUGGAGUGCCUUCAGAAGGACUCGGGCUGAAAGUUGAGAGCAGAGGAGUUGCUCCCAAUGGGGGUGGAGAAGUAAUUUUAUCUGUCCCGAUUGUUCAGGAUAGUUUAAGAGCAGUCAGCUGGACUGAUGGGGGAUUGGUAAAGAGAAUAAGAGGUGUUUCUUUUUCUACAAAAGUGUCUGUGCAGUUCGAAAAUACCAUGAUACAUGCAGCUCGUGGCAUAUUGAAUCCGCUGCUUGCUGACAUUCAUAUAUUUACUGACCAUAAGGCUGGCCCACAAGCUGGAGGGUCACCUGGCUAUGGAAUUUCCCUUGUUGCAGAAACCACUUCUGGUUGCUUCUUUUCGGCUGACACUGCUGUAUCUUAUGCAGUAGAAGAAGAUGCUAUGGACAUUGGUGAUGAUAAAGAUAGCCAUUACUUAACCCCUCCUGCGGAUAUUGGCGAGCAAAUUGCUUCUGCGCUACUGAAUGAAAUUGAACAGGGAGGCGUUGUUGAUUCCACACACCAGGGUCUGUUGUUUCUUCUGUGUGCCUUGUGCCCGCAAGAUGUUUCCAAAGUCCGUGUUGGCAAACUUUCGCCUUAUGCGAUGGAGACUUUGAGGCACAUCAGAGAUUUCUUAGGGGUUACAUUUGUCAUUGAACCCGAUUCUGAGUCGAGGACGGUCGUACUGAAGUGUUUAGGAUGUGGAUUGAAGAACAUGUCGAGGAAGUUAUCGUGAUGACCAAUGGCAUUCACCCAAAGUCCCAAAUACUUUGUAUUCCAUGAAGAAAAAGCAAAGGUCAGAGUAUAACUUGUUGUUGUAGGCCAGAGAAGGUCAUCGAUAGGUAAUGUUAUCAGAUUUUGUUGCAGUAGGUUUUAAAUCGAGCCAAGUAAAAUUUCUCCCCUUUAUGGUUGAAUCUGAGAUUGUAAUUGUUUGAUAAGUACCAAUUGUUUUUAUUUCUAAAUUUUUCGAAUUUUAAUUGUCCUUAGA